This is a messenger RNA of Meloidogyne enterolobii, 333 nucleotides long. The record is from the annotation of a GenBank genome assembly. Lineage: Eukaryota; Metazoa; Nematoda; Chromadorea; Rhabditida; Meloidogynidae.
AUGACCGAAAAUGGGGGUGGGUAUUCUUUGGGAUUUGAUGAUUUUUCUAAGAAAUUUUUCCAAUCCUUAGGUUUCCUCAUCAUUUUCCUGUGGUUUUCCCCAUCCACCGUUUUUUAUCUUCUGGUUUUCUCUCAUCCCAAUCUCUCUCCAUUCCUCUCCUUCCUUGGGUUUUUAAAAUUUCGAGAUAGGUAAGGUUGGGCACCCUCAAAGAUGAAAAUUUUUUUUAUAUUCUGAGACAACUCGAAGAUUUUUAAAUAUUUUUUUGUUUUGUUUUAAAGACUUUCCCCGCCCACCUAAUCUCUAUGAUAGAUUGAUUCCCUUUUUUCAUGAUCA